AGGACUCCACUGAAUUACACAGUCUCAGCGAAGACUGCCUUAAGGCUGAACAACACCGCAUAUACCGAAAUCCAGAAAUGUUCCCAGGAAUACUCCCUUUCCAACCACUAAUGUCAUAUCUGCAUCCUUCCUUCAUGAUUCAGCAUCUUACUCAACGCUCGCUGAAGGAAUUUAGACGCUCGGUCGUUGCCGACGAACAGUGGGAAUCUUUCGGAGUUGAUGUGCAAUUGCUCUGUCUCCCAUGGCAGCCUCUGCAUCUCAAUAUCAGAAGAUACGUACCCUCAUGUCACCUCUACUCACUCCAAACACAGUCAAAUUCCCAAGCCAUGGCGAUCCACUAUUCCUUGCCAGUUGGUAUUUACAAACCGGCUCAAAAGGCAACGACGAGAAGGUUCAACAAAUACCUGGACAAACUGAUCAACAAUCAUUUGCCGGAUUAUGCAAGAUUCAUGCAUAAUCUCCGUGGGUUCGACCACUCAAGUAGGACUCUCGAAGUCUUGCUCUUAUGCUUCCAGGAAUGGAAAGACAAAUCAAUUAACAACCCCCAAUGCCCAACCCACGAGUUGGUCCUCAUGGAAAAUGCGAUAAAACUCAUCGCUAUUCAAUCGUUUCUUGGCGUCGGCCUAAUCCUCGAAACUAUCCCGGCAGCAUUUACGCACUCCCCAUUCCCGUCCCCGACUGGCCCCCAGCUCGCUUUUCCAGACAACCAGAUACCUCGUCUCCUCAACCGCCAAAUCAAAACUAUCUUCUUCGCUAUCUACAAGACGCUCCUUUUGCAAGUCCUCAUGGGAUUCAAGGCCGUAGCGUCAAAUAAGACAUCAUGGGGAACAAGUGUUUUUGUAGGCAUAUGUCUCGCAUUCUUACUUGAGCGAAUUGAAGCCGGGAGUCAAGAAUAUCUAUUUUUCGCAAAAAGUGUGUAUAUGGAUGAGGAGGGCGGUCUUGGAGACGCAGAAGCGUAUAGUAGAGAGGUCGAGAGCGUGGUUUUCGACAGGAUAUAUCGGAUUUUGGGGUCGGGGGUCAAGAUGAAGACAGACGGGGCCAAUGCCAUGGCGCUGGAAUUAUUGGACUCUUUGAGGUGGGUGAGAGAAGGUUUUAGUAAGUUUUUGUGUCCGUCCUUUUCUAGCACAAGAAUUAAUUUACCGUAGCAGAGAUUGAAGGAGACGAGAUGCAGCACGCAGAAAUUCGGGCACCGCACUCUUCUCGCCUUGUUUCGGCACUUGCUAAUUUGGUGCUCUACACGUGAGCCCCUGCAUACAUUUUCGAUUCGUGUUCCAUUUAAAGUUUCCGGGCUUAUGUAUCAUGUUGAUUCUUGUUGUAUAUAUACAUAUAUACUGGUAAUUUGACAGUCAGGUUAGAAAAGUAGAUAUUGAGGAAGGAUUGACAGACUCCGAAGAACUGAUACACACAUACGAUACCCUGUUCAAUGUACCAGCAACUUUGGC
Messenger RNA from Hyaloscypha bicolor E, 1442 nucleotides. RefSeq lists its product as uncharacterized. The record is from RefSeq and is a predicted model, not a curated record. NCBI's taxonomy places the organism in Eukaryota, Fungi, Ascomycota, Leotiomycetes, Helotiales, Hyaloscyphaceae. The transcript has a single exon. Bases 78 to 1145 code for a protein of 355 amino acids.